AACCACAGGACCCUUGUACACCCACAGCGCAGAAACAAAAUCGUUUAGUGCUCCGACAUAGAUCAGUGGGAGUGCUUUUACCGCUUGUUGCAGAAAUUCACGGUUCAAAUUCUGCAAGCCGCCCUGGUUACUACUUCAGUAUUAACCAUAUGAUGCUUUGCGCUGUUUGAUUUAAAAUGGGACAUUACAGACCUUGUGAAGUAAUAAAAUGACCGUGCUGGCGUUAUGCCCGCUACUGUGAAAUGACUGCAGUUGGUGUCUGUGAAUCACAGCAGGCACCUUCCUUUGUGAUAGCUUUACAUUCUAAGAAUGAUAGCGCAAAUACCAAGUGCAAUCAAUCAUUAUUAACUAUGAUAAAUCCUAAAGGUAAACAAAGAAGAGCUAUUUUAACUGUGAUUUAAUCUCUUUCAAGCAAAACAUUAUUUUUUACCAGGUAAAGCCCACUGAACUAUUGCCUCUUCUUCAGAGGCGACCAGGCAAAGGGGAGAAGAUAUGUUCCCGCAAUGUACAGCAGCCAGGGUGGGGAUCCACGUGACGACCUUCUACAUUGCAGGCACCGACAUGCUGAUGAUGGGGGUGAACGGACCCCGCACGCCAUGAAGCACACCGGCAACGUCAUCUACAACGUCACCUACACGGUGCCGGAGAUGGGCAACUCCAUCCUCAUAGUCAAGUGGGGCGAUGAUUGCAUCCCCGGCAGCCUCUUCUGCAUCACCAUGUCGGGCAGCUACGGCUAGGGUUCACCACGACAACAAUGAUACGGGGAUAAUGAUAGUGCGACUACGGUACGGCAAUGAUGGUACCGUAACAAAGAUACGGCAAUGAUGAAACCAUGGCAAUGAUACGGUGAUGGUGAUAGCAUGACGACAAUACGGCGAUGAGAAUACUGUGAUGACGAUUCGGCAAUGAUAAUACCGGGACUACAAAUUUGACGAUGAUGAUACCGUGACUAUACGGCGAUGAUGAUACCGUGAUAAUGAUACGGCGAAAAAGAUACGGCGAUGAUGAUACCGUGACGAUACAGCAAUGAUGAUACUGUGAUGACGAUAUGCAUAUGAUCGUAGCACAAUGAUGAUACAGCGAUGAUGAUACCGUGACGGCGAUAUGGCAAUGAUGAUUCCCGGACGAUGAUACAGCGAUGAUGAUGAUGAUGAUAUUGUGAUGAUGAUACGGCGAUAGAGAUACCGUGACGAAAAUAUGGCGAUGCUUAUACCGUGAUGACGAUUCGGCAAUGGUGAUACAAGGACUACAAUUUGGCAAUGAUAAUACCAUGACUAUGCUGCGAUGAUACUGUGACGACAAUAUGGCGAUGAUGAUUAUAAGGUAAUAACGUUGAUGAUACCGUGACGACGAUAUGGCAAUAAUGAUACUGUGAAAACAAUACAGAGCUGAUCAUAGCGCCAUGACAAAAUGGUGAUGAUGAUACCGUGACGACGAUCCAGCUAUGAUGUACCGUGAUGACGAGAUGGCGAUGACACCGGGACAAUGAUAUGGCAAUGAUACCAUGACGAUAGAAUGGUAAUGAUGAUGAAUCCGUGACGACGAUACAGUGAUGAUGAAAGCCGUGACAACAAUACAGCAAUGAUGAUAUCGUGAUGAC
This is a messenger RNA of Petromyzon marinus (sea lamprey), 1600 nucleotides long. NCBI's taxonomy places the organism in Eukaryota, Metazoa, Chordata, Hyperoartia, Petromyzontiformes, Petromyzontidae. The record is from RefSeq and is a predicted model, not a curated record.